AUGGAGGAGGCGACCACGGCCGCAGAGCCCCACCCUGAGCUAGUGGGGCUUGACACGAUUGGUCUCUACGAUCAGGGCGCCACGGUUCUCUUUCAGGCCAUGCGUGUCAACCCGCGCUUUCGCGGACAGGGCCUUGCCAAGGAGCUCAGCGAGGGCGUGCGUCGCCUGGCACUGGCCCGAUUUCCCAACGUGCGCCGGCUGCGUGCCGUGAUCCAGCACCACCAUACCUCGUCGAUCCGCGUGCACGUAGCCCAGGGCUAUCAGUGCCUUCAUCGCGAAGCCUUUGGCAUGGCCGCCAUUGAUGGCCGAGGGAUGACCGCCCUUGCCCGCCGCGGGCAGCACCUCUUUGCUUGUGUCCGGUGCGACGGCGAUCCGAUGCUGUUUGCGCGCUUGGCCGACGCCGCACUCGUGCUGUUUUGGCACGGAUGUGCUUAUCUCUGCCUUAGCUAUGACCAAGCCCUGCGCGAUAAGAUAAGCCCCGCCGAGGACCGCCCCGACGCUCGACCGGUCCCAUGCCUGACAGCCAUGGCAACGCGCCUGCCCCUCGAUUUCUCCGCCGACUACAUGCACGGCUCUCAAGCAGUAUAUGAACUGGCCAUUGAGCACGCUUCGACUUGA
Molecule: messenger RNA, 618 nt
Organism: Monosiga brevicollis MX1
Lineage: Eukaryota; Choanoflagellata; Craspedida; Salpingoecidae
Exons: 2
Coding region: 1-618 (205 amino acids)
Molecular function (GO): acyltransferase activity, transferring groups other than amino-acyl groups
Source: RefSeq, a predicted model, not a curated record